AUGUCAACCAUCAUUACGCAAGUAAAAAGACUCAAGCAACACCAGCAUCGAGUUCAUAUACCAGAAACACUGCAUUUGAACCUGCGAGGCACUCGCAUUGAUAUAGACAGAAACACACUGCGCUCCAUGCCAGAGACAGUGCGAAGGGCUCUGUUUCCUCGGGGCCUUGUGAAGGAUACCAAAGAACACAAAUCAGAAUUUGAUCCCGUCAUGCUGGCUCACAUGUUGAAGUUUCUACGUACCGAAAAGACUAGAUUCCAAACAAGACACAGCCAGUUCAACGAAGAUGCUUAUUUGGCUCAUGCAGUUGUGUCAGGUAUUCCCCUGAACCCACUAUUAACAAAACAAGGCAUUGUGGUGUUGCUAGAGGAAUUGGUUUGCUUUGUGAUUUGUGAAAACUCGUCUUCAAUAAAGCAAAGGAGCUUAAAGUUGCUGUUAGAUCAAGACUCGAUAUUUGACACUAGCAAUGGUAACCACAGCCAACAAGACUCGCAUUGGCUGGAUCUGUUACGUUUAGCUGGAUUUGGGUUGGAAGACAAGUGGCAGGUGCGUUCACAGCAACCCAACAUGUCUUGUAUUCAUAGUCUCGCAUUGGCAAGCAUUGAUUAUGACGAUAGAUUGCGUAUUGGCCAGCGCACGAUGGUGUAUCAUAGUAGUCCCACUACACGCUGCUGGUGGAACAAAGCCAUUGUACCUGUUGGUAACGGUAAUGAAACAUGCAAGCUUUGGUGUCGUAGAACUUGGACCAUUGAAGUUGUGUUGGUAUAG
Mucor velutinosus is the source of this 768-nucleotide messenger RNA. RefSeq lists its product as uncharacterized. The transcript is spliced from 3 exons. The record is from RefSeq and is a predicted model, not a curated record. The coding region runs from base 1 to 768 and encodes 255 amino acids. Lineage: Eukaryota; Fungi; Mucoromycota; Mucoromycetes; Mucorales; Mucoraceae.